This is a messenger RNA of Striga asiatica, 884 nucleotides long. The record is from the annotation of a GenBank genome assembly. Lineage: Eukaryota; Viridiplantae; Streptophyta; Magnoliopsida; Lamiales; Orobanchaceae.
UGGAAUGCAAACAACUGAAGCGCUUAACCUACAAAUGGAGGAACAAAUGUGCAGCUGGGCAUUCAGUGUCGGCAAAGGAGACAGUUGAGGUGAUGACAUGUGAAAUUAACGAGGCUAUUUCUUAUGAAAUUUCUGCGGGCGAAGCGAAGCCAGAAGAUAACUCACCGAUAAGAGAGGUGGCCCUCACGGUAUCGACCAUGGAUGGUCCCUCUCCCAUUCUCUUUGAAAUACCAGAAUUGGUAGGUAUCUUCAGCUCCAGAGAUAUUGCAAUAGGGCCCGUGGCAGUCGUUUCACUUCUUCUAAGAGCUAUGCUGCAAAAUGAGAUUGACCCGGUCAAGAAUGCACAUUAUUACCAUUGGUUGGAUUUCACGGCAGCUCUUUUUGCUAGCAUAACACAAGCGGCCCUCUGCAUUCGGGGCCACCAUAACAAUUGCUCUCCAACAGCAAAAAGGCUUUUUGGGCAUAAAAAAGUUCACCAAGAACUCACAUAUUGUUUAGGUUACGCCAGUCUGUUUUCAGCUCUGCCCAUCAUGGAGUUAAGGUUACUAAAUCAAUGGGUGCGAUCGAAGAUGAAGUUAAAAACGCUGAAGGACUGCAAGAACUGUAUCCACGUGGCCAUUCCUAAGCUGCGGGAUGGGAAAGAGAGGCCGCCCUGCAUACCUUCACCCAAGCCCGAGGCGGUGCUGGUAGCCAGUUAUGUUUACACUUCUUCUAUUUGCGGGCAAUUUGCUCAGUGUUCACGGGUCCGGAAGCUCCAAUACAUAAAUUCCCGCACAUGCAAGUCGGUGAUAGAGGAGGCAUCUGGUAAACACCUCCCCUCUUCACAAUCUCUCAUUCCAAUUCUCAAAAGGAACAAUUCAGUCACUCACAUAUUCACAGGAAAC